Molecule: messenger RNA, 982 nt
Organism: Bactrocera dorsalis (oriental fruit fly)
Lineage: Eukaryota; Metazoa; Arthropoda; Insecta; Diptera; Tephritidae
Gene: Arfrp1
Product: ADP-ribosylation factor-related protein 1
Exons: 4
Coding region: 111-713 (200 amino acids)
Biological process (GO): Golgi to plasma membrane protein transport; intracellular protein transport; protein localization to organelle
Cellular component (GO): Golgi apparatus
Molecular function (GO): GTP binding; GTPase activity
Source: RefSeq, a predicted model, not a curated record
UGAUAUUGGUUGGCAGAUUUUAAUUUAUUUUUUUCACAAUUACAAAUUUCCGAACAUAAUUGGAAUUAUUUUGUUUUCAACAGAGCAUUUCAUUAAAAUUAAGUAAGAUAAUGUACACAUUAUUACAUGGCUUCUAUAAAUACCUCACACAAAAGGAAGAAUACUGUGUAGUUAUAUUAGGUCUUGACAACGCUGGAAAAACGACAUAUUUAGAGGCAGCUAAAACAAAAUUCACCAAAAACUACAAAGGUAUGAAUCCAGCAAAAAUUACCACAACGGUAGGCUUGAAUAUUGGCACUAUAGAUGUGUCGGGAGUACGGCUGAAUUUUUGGGAUUUAGGUGGACAGCAAGAAUUACAAUCUCUGUGGGAUAAAUACUACCAGGAAUCACACGGUGUGAUUUAUGUGAUAGACUCAAAUGAUCGUGAGCGUAUGGACGAGUCAAAGGAAAUUUUUGACAAAAUGAUUAAAAACGAAUUACUCUCAGGAGUGCCACUGCUAAUUCUUGCUAAUAAGCAGGAUCUGCCCGAUGUAAUGGGUGUACGUGACAUAAAACCAGUAUUUCAACAAUCUGGCGCUCUUAUAGGCCGACGUGACUGUCUGACAAUGCCAGUGUCAGCGCUUACGGGUGAAGGUGUAAAUGAGGGUAUUAUAUGGUUAGUUGAAGCCAUUAAACGACAUUCCAUAGUGCGUCCGCCGCGAGAGAACGAUUGAUCAUGAUUGUGUGUGUUGCAGUUAACGGAAAUAUUUUAUAAUGUACAAUGUAAUCACUUUUUAUUUAUGUAUAUACUCUCAAGCAACACAAUGGGAGACUGGAGCAAACUUUUGUAUGUAAACAAAUUUAAUAUUUUUAGUAUACAUAUACAUAUAUAAUUAAAAUUAUUUUCAGUUUCCGCUUAUUUAACUAACUCUUUAAACUUAAAGAUAAGGUACUGACAAAUGAAAGUUUAAUUUAAUAAAAUAAUAGUAUUUUAUAGAAUGGA